Stegastes partitus (bicolor damselfish) is the source of this 647-nucleotide messenger RNA. Its product is annotated as protein disulfide-isomerase A5-like. Gene Ontology annotation, molecular function: protein disulfide isomerase activity. Gene Ontology annotation, biological process: protein folding. The record is from RefSeq and is a predicted model, not a curated record. The annotation marks the transcript as partial. The transcript is spliced from 8 exons. NCBI's taxonomy places the organism in Eukaryota, Metazoa, Chordata, Actinopteri, Pomacentridae. Gene Ontology annotation, cellular component: endoplasmic reticulum.
ACGUGGCAACGGCAUCAUGGCCUCUUGGAACCGCUACGGGAGUCGGAUGAGAGAGGCGAAAAUGUUCGUGUUGCUGUUGUGGCUGCUGUCGGUUCUGGAGGCGGUGAAGGUGUCUCCUCUCAUAGAGAAAGUCAGCGACCACAAAGACUUCAAGAAGCUGCUCAGGACGAGAACCAAUGUUCUGGUGCUCUACACCAAAACAGCUACAUCAGGGGACUCCCACCUGAAACUGCUGUCUGAUGUCGCCCAGACAGUAAAGGGCCAAGGGACUAUUGCCUGGGUCAACUGUGGUGAUUCCGAGGGCCGUAAGCUCUGCAAGAAAGUAAAGGUGGACCCGAGCUCCAAACGUGGAGGAGCAGAGCUGCUGCAUUACAAAGAUGGGACGUUUCACACCGAGUACAACAGGCCUGCUACCUUCAAGUCUAUGGUAGCAUUUUUGAAAGACCCAUCAGGGCCCCCACUGUGGGAGGAGAACCCCGAGGCAAAAGAUGUCAUCCACAUAGAGACAGAAAAAGACUUCAGGAAGCUGCUGAAGAAAGAGGAGAGGCCGGUCCUCAUGAUGUUCUACGCUCCCUGGUGUGGCGUUUGCAAGAGAAUGCAGCCCAUUUUUCAGCAAGCUGCCACGGAGACAAAGGGAAAAUAUGUAA